Messenger RNA from Pyricularia oryzae 70-15, 2822 nucleotides. RefSeq names its product zinc finger protein 32. NCBI's taxonomy places the organism in Eukaryota, Fungi, Ascomycota, Sordariomycetes, Magnaporthales, Pyriculariaceae. The transcript is spliced from 4 exons. The record is from RefSeq and is a predicted model, not a curated record. Gene Ontology annotation, molecular function: RNA polymerase II cis-regulatory region sequence-specific DNA binding; DNA-binding transcription factor activity, RNA polymerase II-specific. The coding region runs from base 155 to 1444 and encodes 429 amino acids. Gene Ontology annotation, cellular component: PcG protein complex; transcription regulator complex. Gene Ontology annotation, biological process: regulation of transcription by RNA polymerase II.
CCUGUCACUGCUUGCCAUCCCCUGCCUUCGAGAGCAGCGACAUAUAAGUCUCGUCGCACCGCACCGCUCACGCACCGACCCUGCCUUUGCACCUCGGGUCCCUCACGUCGCCUGAACAACAUACGUCCAAGACAACCACUGUUGAGCCAAAGAGAUGGAACUCAUGGAGCUUGUCGACCAAGAGCCUGCCACUCGCCCCUUCCAGUGCGACUGGCAAGCAUGCAACAAGAGCUUCAACCGCAAGUCAGACCUUCAGAGGCAUUACAGGAUACACACCAAUGAAAGGCCGUACGCGUGCAUAACCCCCGGCUGUGGAAAGAGCUUCAUCCAAAGGAGUGCCUUGACUGUCCACAUCCGAACCCACACGGGAGAGAAGCCACACCAAUGUCAGCACAUUGGCUGUGGAAAGAGGUUCUCAGAUUCGUCGAGUCUCGCAAGGCACCGCAGGAUACACACUGGCAAGCGACCAUACAAGUGCUCGCACGAUGGCUGCGCCAAAAGCUUCUGCCGUAAAACCACCAUGGUCAAGCACCAAAGGCGAUCACAUCAACGUGGUGGUCUGUCUUCCGAAUUCGACGAAUGCACUUCAGACUCUGGCAGCGAGUCGCCUCCCACUCCCCGCAGCGCCACCAUGUCAUGGGCACCUGCCGGCGUCGCCAUGGCACACGGCCUUUCGAACCACGCGCUCCACCGCGCUCAAUCGUUUGCCGACUUCGGCCAGAUGAACCACUUCGGCCUUCAGCAGCAGUACGGUCACCGACAGACCGUAUCGCAAGGUGCCCACGAGUACCAUGGCCAACAGGUCCACCACGCACACCCCGACAUGCACAUGGUACACAGGACAGCAGGUGUGCCAACACAACCGUACUAUGUCACUGACCAGAGCAAUCCUGGCGUUGCCACCAUGAACACCAACACCGUCCAGCAGUCAUACCACCACCAGGUUCCCAGGCAGCAGACCGUCGACGGCAGGUUAAAUCUCGAGGUCGUGACCAGCGCGCCGUCAGCCAUGCCAUCUUCGAUCCAGAGCAGCCCCAGCAGCUUCUCGGCUGGAUCUGGCAGGAGUCCCACCGCCCAAGACGGUUACUACACCCACCAGGCCCAGGCUGCGACCUACGCCCUCCACGCCGCGCACGCCGCAUCAACCUCUCCGGUCGAGGCGCAGACCCCGAUGGUUCCAUACCCGCAAGCGAUGCCCCAGAUGUCGCAACAGGGACACCCGACCCACGCAGCACCGAAUGUCCACGAGCAGUUCGCGCACCAAGCCCAAACCGGCGCCGAGGAGGGAUGGUACAACGGUGUUUAUCAGUCACCAGUCGAGGUCACUACCAUGGGCCAAAUGCAGACAUAUGGGUCUGUCGCCUACGACCCAUGGAGCGGCAUGAAGGCUGAGUUCGAGGACACUUCGCUCCAGAUGCCUAGCGCCAGGAUCGAGAACAUGUGAAGCACCGGCUUUGCAUCCGAGGGAAUGUCCUCCCAGCAAGUCGCAGACUUGGACUCCCCACGACCAACUGCGAAUACCACCGGGACGACGACAACAACAGCGUCGCUCUCGUCAUCAUCGACCCAGCGAACUGGUACUAGCUUGUGCCCGGCCGACUACCAUCGGAUCCGCUGUGCGUUCAACCCGAUAUCUGUAAUAUCGAAUCCAGGCAUUUCGAAGCCUCUUGUACCACCACUAUUACUCUGCUUUGCCGCACUGGGCGGACGGCAUCAGGCUUAUUUUGUUUUGCCAAUCCUUUUUUUUUUCCUGCUGCAUUCUUUCUGCUUCGCGAGCAUGUUUGCAUAUCAUUUUGUCGAUAUAUACCAUGUGAUCGACAGCGUCGCCCCUGACCCGGGCGGCAGGGGCUCCACAGCACCCAGCGCGUCGAUUGUACAUAGCCUCCUUCACGACCAUAAAGCGCCUGUCUGCAGUCUCGAGACUGCGGCGGGAGAAAAGCGUCAAUGCGAUUGCUAAAAAGUUGUGUUUUGUCGCCGUCUUCGGGGGGACACGCUCGUUAGAGACUUCUUUUGGAAAGAAGUGGCACUCCAGCUGGUCCGCAUCGCCGAACACCUUAUUCGUAAUAAUCACCCACCACCGCCAUCAUCAUACCCCGGCAUAUCUCAUGACCUCCGAGGUCACCACAACUCAGGGUCGCCUCCAUCCCAUGCGGGGUUGUAGGCAUCCUGGGCGGAUUUUCUUUGUUUCCCGUCGUCUUGUGUUUCCAUUCUGCGUCUCUUUAUUUGUUUAUAUUUCCCGGCUUCAACACCCUUCUGAAGCAUCGCCUCAUCGAUGGUACCCGUGGUAUCAUGGCGAUGGGUUGACGAAGAAACGAGUCUCUCUGAUAAUGCAGAUGAGAAGUGAAGGCCGCGCAGCACAUGAUAGGGGUUUGCCCCAAGAGGGUAAUAGAGCUGGACUGGAGAAGAAACGAGAUGAGAAGGAAAGAAAACAGGGAGGCAAUGAACAUGAACCCAGAGUUCAGUAGGGGAAUAGAAGGAUUGGUAAUGAAAUCAAUGUAAGAGUUGAGGACCUGUGGAAACAGGUUGGUUCAGUGGAUGAAAAAAUUUGUACCAACACUAUUGUUUAUAUCCUCAUCAUGUGCUCAAUUUUCUUGUCUUCGGAGGAUCGGUCGGAGGGGUUCAUCAUGGUCUUGAUUUUGGGAGGGGUUUUCUGCUUUUUUUUUGUUUCUUGUUUUUUUUUUUCCUUUCCAGUUGUUGGGACACAUACAUACCUAGCUGUGUCAAGGUUGACCAGACUCGUACAUGUCACAUAUAUAAGGAUCGAGCAUAGCGACGAAAGAUUCUAGCUUCUUAAGCAACAAGAUUGUCAAAAUAUUUGUUCC